Molecule: messenger RNA, 959 nt
Organism: Diabrotica balteata
Lineage: Eukaryota; Metazoa; Arthropoda; Insecta; Coleoptera; Chrysomelidae
Source: the annotation of a GenBank genome assembly
AGAAAUUAUUUAUCCGCCCUAAGAGGGUUAAUCGUCCCAGCAAUUGUUGAAACUAUGGCACCCUUAGCAGAAAAAGUUGUCCCAAAAAUAAAUGAAGUAGAAGAAGGAAUAAGAGCUGUAUUGCUGGGUCCACCAGGAUCGGGUAAAGGAACACAGGCUCCAUUGCUUAAGGAUAAAUACUGUGUCUGUCAUCUCUCAACUGGAGAUAUGCUGAGAGCUGAAGUACAAUCUGGAUCAUCCUUGGGGAAGAGAAUUCAGCAAGUAAUAGAUGAAGGCAAACUAGUUAAUGAUGAUCUUGUUGUGAACAUGAUUGACAAGAACUUGGAUAAGCCAGAGUGUCAGAAUGGUUUCCUUCUUGAUGGCUUCCCAAGAACUGUAGUCCAAGCUGAAAAGUUGGACGACUUGCUUGAAAAGCGCAACACUCAACUUGAUGCGGUAAUUGAAUUCAGGAUUGAUGAUAGUCUUCUCUUCAGAAGAAUUACUGGUCGUCUGAUCCACUCUGCCAGUGGAAGAUCAUAUCAUGAGGAGUUCAAACCUCCUAAGAAGCCAAUGACCGAUGAUGUUACUGGUGAACCGUUAAUCAGACGAUCGGAUGACAAUAUCGAGGCUCUUAAAAAGCGUUUAGCUACUUAUCACACCCAAACCAAGCCUCUUGUCGAUUACUACCAAAUAAGACAUAUUCAUCACCAUGUAGAUGCAGCACAGGCAGCCGAUGCCAUAUUCGCUAACAUCGACUCUAUUUUCCAAAGAAAAAGAGCAGCCCAUAAACUGUAAAAAUACAGAUAUUUUCUGUUCCUCUUUUUUGCAUUUGCAUUUUACACUUCAAGUUACGUAUUGUUUAUAUUUUUGUAACCCUUUGUAAAUUUUGGUAAUUAUUAAUUUAUUUUUCUAAUCUUUAUUUGAAAAUAGAUUCAUCAUUAUUGAAUUGUUAUUAGAAUUUAAAUAAAAUCAGAUUAUUU